UUAAACAAACAGACUGCCGGUUUCAACACGCAAGUCUUUCAGAGCUGCCGAGCGUCUUUAAUAUUAGUAUAAUAAAAAAGCACAGCAUUCAAACUAAAGUUUGUUUAGCUGAGUCAGUGUAUGUAUUUCUAUACAGGAGGCAAUCUGCUUGUGCAAAUGAAACGGGGCAAAUAAAUAGGGGUGGAUCAGGGCCAAAAGAGAGGAACAGGAAGAGACAAGCAGACUGUGAGACAGUGAAGUUGUUGAGGCAUCGUGUCAGCUUUUAGCUCUUUUCAGAUUCGUUUGUGAGAGGCACUCAUAAGUUUGGCUGAGAUAUGUGGGAGUUAAUGCAUGUUCGUACACGGAGGUGAGAUGCAUGUGGGCUUUACUUGACAUUCCGCUCAGAGGACCUCGUUUUAACUCUUCAAAGGUUCUCAUAUCUUCUUCUAUGGAGAGCUCUGCAGACGUUAUGAUGGAUUUCUCCGAGGUCAAAGUUGAAACCUCAGCGGACGACAAGGAUUUGGAAGCUCUUCUCAUUCUGGAAGAAGGGGACGAACCUUCGGAUGUGAUAAACAGCGGAGAGAGAGGAAGGAGCGUAUUGAGGGUUCGGACGGCUGAUGAAAACACAGAGGGAAGCUCACAUGAUCACAACAAUAUCCAAGUAGGGAAAAGUGAGAGUGAAGCAAUAGAAAUGAUCGAGGAGAGUCUAGAGCGUCAGGUGGACGAUCACAUGGGCUGUGAGAAUGAUAUUGAAAAUGAGGAGGGAUUGACUGAACAAAACAAGAUGCCAGAGGAAAAACCAAAUGCUCAAGCUGAAGUAAAGCUGCGGCCCAAAGACAGAUUGAGCCCUCAUGAUGCAAAGCCAAUGGUUCAAAGGUUAUCUCCAGAUUUCCCUGACGCUCUGUGUGAGCUGUUGUUCGCGUUACAGGAGGGCCGACGGCUCAACGACCAGCGCUGUUCGUUCCGCCUGGAACACCGAAGAAGAUGCUACUCGGAGCCCAGCACUCCUCGCCACAGCCAGAGAGUGGUGUUCUCCUCCAUGACGUCCCUGCAGAAGGAGGAGUUCUUCGACCUGCUGGCGACCUCUCAGGGCCGUCGCCUGGACGAGCAGCGAGCCGAACUCCUGGACGCCCCCCCGCCCGUCCUUACCACUGUCGAAAUCGUCAACGCCCCCCCGCCCGUCCUGACCGCUGCCAAACCGAGGAAGAGCAGCUGCAAGGUCACAGAGGUCACCCGAAAGCUUCCCACGCAAACACCCAAAGAGGACUUAUACAACAUGAUCGUCAACUCGCAAGCCCAGGGCCGUCUGGAGGAGCAGCGCAGCUCGGCCCCGGGGCCGAUGGACGAUGAGGAUUUCUUCUCUCUGUUGCUGAAGGUCCAGGGAGGACGGAUGGAGGAACAGAGAACAGACUUCAAACCUGCGCAUUAAUACAUCUCGCUUUGCUGUGUGUGUGUGUGUGUGUGUGUGUGUUUGUGUGUGUGUUCAUGAUGCCAGACUCUUUCCUGUCCACAUCUAAAUAACUAUAAAGAUCAGACUACUGAUAUAAGAAUAUUUGCACUACUUUUCAACAUUUAUUGAGCUUUAGGGAGGAUGAAUAUUUCUGCUUUACAUGUUCAGGGUCAUUUGAAGGAUCUUUGCCUCUUUCUGUUGUGUACAUGCAGUAUUGAAAUGAAAAUAAAUGUUUUGAGUGUUAAUUGUAA
Messenger RNA from Pimephales promelas (fathead minnow), 1680 nucleotides. It is a transcript of the gene gpsm3, whose product is annotated as G protein signaling modulator 3. Gene Ontology annotation, biological process: regulation of inflammatory response. Lineage: Eukaryota; Metazoa; Chordata; Actinopteri; Cypriniformes; Leuciscidae. The record is from RefSeq and is a predicted model, not a curated record. Gene Ontology annotation, molecular function: protein binding; GTPase regulator activity.